Messenger RNA from Dinoponera quadriceps, 3882 nucleotides. It is a transcript of the gene RSG7, whose product is annotated as regulator of G-protein signaling 7. The record is from RefSeq and is a predicted model, not a curated record. Lineage: Eukaryota; Metazoa; Arthropoda; Insecta; Hymenoptera; Formicidae. The transcript has 12 exons. Gene Ontology annotation, biological process: regulation of G protein-coupled receptor signaling pathway; intracellular signal transduction; G protein-coupled receptor signaling pathway. Bases 1380 to 2945 code for a protein of 521 amino acids.
UGUCCCACAACUUGACAAACGUUUCCUAUUGGUUUCUCUUCGAAAGAAGGAGUAAAAUUCUCCUCGAAAAGAAACGUUUCGGAAUGUGGCCUUGCUUGAAAUGAUUAUAAGUACACGGUUCUGGUUUAAAAGAAAAACCGAUUUUUUCCGUGAAGAAGAUAAUUGCUCGCACUAAACUGAAAUUAAAUGAAGUUAAUAUGUUACAUGUUGAGGGAAACCCACCCUUGGGGAAAAGAAACCGAAAAGAUCGGAAAAAUGAAAGAAAAAAAAAAUCGAUUUCUUGCUAUAAAUUUCCACAUCCAGCGUCCAAUAGGAAAUUAUCCGCCGAGAAUUACGAGAGAAAUACUUGAAGGACGCGUUACGAGCCUCGGUGAGAAGGGAGGAAAAUGCGACAUUUUCACCGGGCGUGCAACGACUCGCUCGAAGGCUCCGAAGGUCGCGGGAUUCGUCCUGCCAGGACGCGAUCACGAGGAAGGCUUCGGCGCGCGAAUUGGCGCGCAGCCGCGCGCCUCCGUUUAUCGACUCGCCGGGGGGUGCUUCCCCGGUUGCUCGACGGGAUUUCGAUCUUCGCCCUGGCGCGCACGAGCGAAUGGCUCGUUCGAAACCUGCGCACUUCGCAACCCCCAGUAUGACUCGGACGCGUGUCUUCGGCAAACAGAAAUCGCGCUGCGUAAAUCAUGAAAGGAUAGUCCGAUUGAUCUGAUUUCCCCGUCGGGUCAUCGCGCGACCUGACCGACACACGUAAACCCGGACACCCCGUGUGAAUCGAAUUCUCUUUUUCUCUUCUACAGAGAGACGCGUACAAUGUGUACACGCGUGCAUCUUAUCAUCCGAGAGAAAGGCAGCCGAUGAUCGAUUCGAGCGCGUCUUCGCGUCUUCGCUCUCCUUCCAGGUGCGACGGGAGAGGUAAUCAGAGAACGCUCGCCCAGGUAGUCCGGGGAGGUUCAGUGACCGGUCCGGGGUGCAAGCAUGAGGAUCGUCCUUCGACCGUUCCCCGACGGCGGUGUGCUUUUUGUGACGCUCGCUGCUGGCCCGAAGGUACACAGACCGGCGUAAUAGAAUCUUAAUGCAUCAAGUUGGAGCGGUGUCGCUCGUCAUGCGUCAAGAUUUUAUUAUGCCGGUCUGUGUAGCUCGCGUGCAAUACUCGCACUUACAAUUCGGACGCUGUGUGAAGCCGAUACUCGUUAUCAUUGAUCGCCCCCCUUUGUCUCCGGGUGAAGAGACCUUGAAGAGGAAGAGUAUAUUCACAGUGGAGGCUCACAGUGCGCGCGAGAUAUAAUAUGAGGGAUGUGUGCCGAUGAGUUCCGUGCCGGACAAUGCGUGCACUCCGCGUGACCUGAGGAUCGGCAGAUCGAGCUGUUAGAAUCACAGGGGUGGAUAUGGUAACUAUGAACUCCGAAAAAUCGGCUGGCCGCCGGAAACCAGUGGAGAAGAGCAGCAUCGAAAAGGCACCGGAGCAUGCCGAGGAGCAGGCCGGGAAGAAGGAUGAAGACAAUCGUAUGAAUGAAUCCCCGGAUUUGUCUCCCAACACUCCCACAUAUAACGUCACUGCCUCCUGCGCCGAAGACACCCCUAACUAUCUUGUCUAUAAGAAGAUGGAGUCGAUCGUGGAGAAGAUGUUGGACGAAUUCACGGGCGUUCCCGUGAAAACGGUCAAGACUUUCAUGACGAAAACGCCGUCUGUCUUCACCGGUACAGAUCUCAUAGCGUGGAUGAUGAAGAGCAUGGACAUAGAUGAUCAAGAGGCUCUUCACGUGGCUCAUCUAAUGGCGUCCCACGGAUAUUUCUUCCCCAUCGACGACCACUGCCUUACCGUGAAGAACGACAACACGUUCUACAGGUUUCAAACCCCUUAUUUUUGGCCAUCGAACUGUUGGGAACCCGAGAACACCGAUUACGCUGUCUAUUUAUGCAAAAGGACGAUGCAGAACAAAACGCGGCUGGAAUUGGCGGACUACGAGGCGGAGAACCUGGCUAGAUUGCAAAAGAUGUUUUCGCGAAAAUGGGAAUUUAUCUUUAUGCAGGCGGAAGCGCAGAGCAAGGUCGACAAGAAGAGGGACAAGCUGGAAAGGAAGGUCCUGGACAGUCAGGAGAGAGCCUUCUGGGACGUGCAUCGGCCAAUGCCCGGAUGCGUGAAUACCACGGAACUCGAUAUCAAGAAAGCCUGUCGCAGUCACAAGUCGGUCGUACAGCCGAGCAAGCACUUGCAACUGGGACUCGCGGGCGGCCGGAUAUCGCCGUCCGUGGAGUCGCGUCCGCCGAACCCGUCGCCGUCAAUAGAAUGUCUGCAGAAGGAGAUCGAGACGUUGAAGGACAGGCUCGACAAGCCCGUCAUCAAAGUCUCGAAAGUGGCUGAAGCUUUGAUCGGAUACUUUGAGCAGUACAUGGAAUACGACCCAUUUUUCACUCAGCCCGAGCUGACGAAUCCGUGGAUAUCCGAUAGCCCGGAAAUGUGGGAGCAAGAGAAAUUAGCGAAAGAAAUAUCGACGAGGAGGGUGAAGAGGUGGGCGUUCAGUCUGCAGGAGCUCCUGCAGGAUCCCGUCGGUAGAGAACAAUUCAUACGCUUCUUAGAUAAGGAAUUCAGCGGCGAGAAUCUCAAAUUUUGGGAAACCGUACAGGAAUUAAAAACUUUACCGCAGAAAGACGUCCAGACGAAAGUCGACGAGAUAUGGCGCGAAUUCCUAGACACGGACGCCAGUUGUCCCGUCAAUGUCGAUUCUCGGUCUUACGAGAUAACGAAAAAGAACCUCGAAAAGCCGGACCAAUGGUGUUUCGACGUUGCCGCGGCACACGUAUAUCAUUUGAUGAAGAGCGACAGUUACUCGAGAUACAUGCGCUCGGAAAUGUACAAGGACUUCCUCAACGGAUCGAAGAAAAAGACUUCGGUAAAGGGCAUUCGCUCCAUCGUAUCCUUCACAGGACGAAGGGACACUACGGUCUCGUAACCUGCCAAUUUCUAACAUCCGCGGUAUAUUCGCGUCUCUCUAACUCCGCUGUUCCGUUCAUCCCUCCGACUCUGUCAGCAACAACACGAGAAACUGACGAAGGAACGUUUUCACGACUCAAAGCGCUCUUUAUUUCAAUUAGUCCAAAUAUACCACUGAUAUAUGCACUUGUAUAAUCGAAUGUUUUAUACCGAUACACGCCGGCUAAGAUUAUUUGAAACGUUAUCGUAAGACAAUCGUGCUUAUAUGCUUUCCGGCUCGAUGACAGAGCGGUCGAUCAGAUUGCUCGAACUUUCGCUGGGAGAAAAUUGUUUCGAGCUUCGCAAAAGUGAACCGCCGUUCUUAAGACCGUAUGUAGUAUAUGUACUUAUUUCACUCGUUUUUACUUUCAUUUCGUUAUUUCUCCAGUUUUCCCACUAUAACACACUUUUGGGCGAAGAUGUAAUAAAUGUAAAUAAUGCGUGUAAAUAUGCGCCUUUUCUUAAUUCAUAUCGGAUGUAUCGGACACGUUAGACAACAGUGCGGAUUAUACAACACACGGAAAUUAAUUGUAUAAUAUAGCGGAACUCUGUACUUUCAAUUCAAUCGCUGGAGGAGAGUUCGUAGUCGAGCUGGAACGAUAUCGCUCGUACUACGCGCGUCGAUAUAUCGGUGUAUCCGACAAACUCGUACAAUGUACGCAGUAACUACCUUUCAUCGAGUCGUAUAGACAUUAUGUCGACAAUGACCGUGUCUCACGAGUGUCGACGCGCUUGCACGCGUGCUACAUUUUUAUAUCGAUUCAAUAAUGUGCACGAUAGCUUUCCGAGUGCACUCUGGUAUACGUUCGACCUCGCUAUAAGAAUGUAUUAUUGAUCUCAGGCACAAAAUAAGUCGCCGGGAAAAAGCGGUGAAAGCGGAAAAAGGGAGAGAAAAGUUCGCAAGAUCAAAAAAAAAA